Molecule: messenger RNA, 2106 nt
Organism: Symbiodinium pilosum
Lineage: Eukaryota; Dinophyceae; Suessiales; Symbiodiniaceae
Source: the annotation of a GenBank genome assembly
AUGGAGGAGAGGCGCGAGUUCGGCUUCAGAGUGAGGCCCAACUUCGGCCAGGUGCUGGGCUACAUCCAGGAGGGGGGAGCCCAUCACCCUGGAGCUGCCGAAGCGCAAUGUGUCGGCCUACAUGGCCUCCCACUUCCACCUCGACGAUUUCCCGCAGAGCUCCGAGCCCCUCAGCGACCAGCCGAUGCCGCACACCGAGGCCUUCGAGCAGGACGAGGGCUACCUGGGCCGGCCCUUCCCCCCGGGCCCGCCCAGGGAGAUGCUGCGGCAGAGGAGCUUCUUCAGCGACAGCAGCAGCGACUUUGGCGGGGUGGACCCGGCCCAGGCGCUGCGCAUGGACGGCUUCGACGCCUCCGCGCCCGCGCUCGGGGACAGCUGCGGGAGUCGGGCAUCCAGGCCGCCGAAACGGCGAUCGCCGGGCUCGGGCGCGCAGGGCGCCGCCUACCAACUGCCUUGGCUGCGGGGAGCAGUGGCUGGACAGGACGCUUCGCAUUCCUAGGACGCCGGAGGGGCGCGGCAGCCGCGCUGGUGGGCACGGCCUGGGCCAUCGAGGGAGGGCUCACGGCCGCGAGCCACCUGAUGGGCUUCCCGGGCGGCGGGGGCGGCGGCACCGACAGAGUCGGGGGUGCAGCAGCACUUUGCGAUGCACCAGCAGCGCCAGCGGCCCGAGCCCAGCCGGCGCCGCGGGUCCGCGCCAGGGCGGCGAGGCAGCAGCCCUCGCCCUUCGGGAUCAACCCAGUGCGCCUGCCGCGGCCGCAGGGCCAGUCCAGCGGAAGCGAGGGCUCCAGGGCGAGCCGCCAGAGCCGCCCCCUGAACGCCGAGCCCUCGUUCGACCAGCGGAACUCGCCUGACGCUAGGAGGGAAAGCACUCCGCGGCGAGCCAUGGAGAACGUCACCCAGGCCGUCCAGGAUGAGCUCAUGGGCUCCCUGGACUACAAGCUGGCGACCUCGAACGUCAAUUACGUCCAAUCCAGGCGCGACGUCCAAUAUUUUCCAUCCUCGUUGAGUACCUUCACCCCCACCACCAGCCGGGUGGCCAGAAUCCCGCUGACCAGCGGCAUGGAUUUCAUCGACCCCGAGAGCGUGAAAAUCGCCUUCCGGGUGCGGAACACCGACGGAGGCGGCGGCCAGGUCUUCCCCGGCUCCUUCGAGGGAAACUGCUUCAUCAAGCGCGUCCAGCUCUUCAGCAACGGGCAGCGGACGGAUGACAUCUCCGAGUACGGCCGUUGCUGCUGGCUCUACAGCCUGCUCAAGCCGCAGGAGUGGUACAACGGCCGGGCCUACGAGGGCUUCUACCCCACGAACUUGGGCAACCCGCCCGCGAUCCUGGACGGCAACUAUAGGGACGUGCUCAUCCCGCCCACGCUCAUCGGGCUCUUUCAGUCCGGGAAGAUGCUCCCGCCGCAGCUCAACCUGGUGCUGGAAAUCGAGUUCGCGGAAGCCGCGGACGCGCUCUGGCCGGGAGGCACCGGCUCCGCGAGCUACAGCAUCGAGAACGUGCGCGUGCUGGCCUCCCAGGUGACCCUGGACUCCGCGCUGGUGGAAUCCUUCAACAAGGUGCUCCUCAGCGGCCGCAGCCUCGUGUUCUCGUAUCCCACGAUGCACACGCAGGUCUCCUCGAUCCCCGCCGGCACCUCGCAGCACAGCGUCACGGUGGCAAGGGCCUACACGAAGCUCAUGGGCGCCUUCGUCACCUUCAAGGACGACGACGACGCCCUGGGCGAGGUCAUGAAUCUGGAGUACCCCGCGGUCAACGGGCAGCUGGAAUAUCAGAUGCAGCUGGGCGCGCUCCAGUUCCCCAGAUACCCCAUGGCCAGCCUGGCGGAGCACCACCACUUCUUGGAGAUCAUGGCAGGGACCUACGACUCCAAGAUCAAGAACAUGCGUCUGAACCGGCUGGAAUUCGAGGACACGCAGUUCAUCGCCGCGUUCCCGGUGGAGCGCGUGCCCAAGCACCCGCUGAGCGGCAUCUCCACGCGCUCCGGCGACCUGGCGCGCUUCACCUUCAAGAAUCUGCAGCCGGACCGCGCCCAGAAGCUCUACAUCCACUUGAUCAGCUACCAAAUCGUGACGCUCUCGGGCGCCGGCGUCUCCGUGCUGGACUAA